Molecule: messenger RNA, 318 nt
Organism: Xylona heveae TC161
Lineage: Eukaryota; Fungi; Ascomycota; Xylonomycetes; Xylonales; Xylonaceae
Product: POZ domain-containing protein
Exons: 4
Coding region: 1-318 (105 amino acids)
Biological process (GO): ubiquitin-dependent protein catabolic process
Cellular component (GO): elongin complex
Molecular function (GO): protein-macromolecule adaptor activity
Source: RefSeq, a predicted model, not a curated record
AUGGCAACAACACAGCAACAGCCAUCGAGCGAUUACGUGACGCUCGUGUCGUGCGAUGGCUACGAGUUUGUAGUCCGUCGCUCAUGUGCCUGCGUUGCUGGUGCGCUCCGUCGCAUGCUCGAUCCCAACAGUAGCUUUAAUGAAGCCGUGACUGGACGAGCAGUAUUGGAAAACAUCAAUGGUAUCGUGCUCGAGAAAGUGUGCGAGUACUUUUACUAUAAUGAAAAGAACAAGGAUGCCCGGGACGUGCCGGACAUGGAUAUUCCGCCAGAGCUAUGCCUCGAGCUGCUCAUGGCGGCGGACUAUUUGAACACGUAA